Glarea lozoyensis ATCC 20868 is the source of this 1548-nucleotide messenger RNA. RefSeq lists its product as uncharacterized. The transcript has 2 exons. Gene Ontology annotation, cellular component: mitochondrion; nucleus. Lineage: Eukaryota; Fungi; Ascomycota; Leotiomycetes; Helotiales; Helotiaceae. Gene Ontology annotation, molecular function: single-stranded DNA 5'-3' DNA exonuclease activity. The record is from RefSeq and is a predicted model, not a curated record. The coding region runs from base 1 to 1548 and encodes 515 amino acids. Gene Ontology annotation, biological process: interstrand cross-link repair.
AUGGCCAGUCCUGCCAUCAAACUAACAAGGACAUACCAACCCCUCGACGAUGCCGAAAGCGACUAUGGAUCCGAUUUCAGUCCCGAGGAAGAGUUGAUUGUGUCGCAACUUCUGUCGCAAAACGCCGUCGAGGACAAUCCUAUCGUCAACGAUGUCGAACAUCAUGAGGCGGAACAUACUUUGCGGAUACCGCUCGCGGUUGGAGGGUCGGAACUCGCUGAGGGCGUCUUGUUGCGUGCGGCGAGAGCUGCAGAAGAGGUGUUUGAGCAGAUUAAUGAGGCGGUGGGAUGUGAGACCAGGUACCCGGACUUGGGAAAUGUAGUUAAAGAGGAGCGGCCUGCGCUUGAAGGCGUGGUGCAAGAAACUGCGUCCACCGAUGCGAAAGCGCCGGAUACACGAUCUCCCCUGGAACGAUUCAGGACACCACCGAAGAAGGGCUUAUCGGUUACAGACCUGAUAUCACCUGCGUGGUGUGAAUUACAGUAUUGGUAUUCUUUGACUCUGCAUGGCAAGAAGAGACGGACACCUGCGAUGAAACAGGGGAGUGUGGUGCAUCAGAAGUUGGAAGAUCAAGUAUAUACUACGGUCAAGGUGGACGUUACCACCAAAGAAGAUGCUUGGGGGUUGCGGAUAUGGAACGUUGUACAAGGACUUCGAACCUUGCGGAAUACCGGCAUGACCCGAGAGUUGGAAAUCUGGGGCACGAUAGAUGGAUUGGUGGUUAAUGGGAUUAUCGACGAAUUGUCUUAUAUAUGUCCAGAUACGGAUCUAGAAGAGGCGAAACCGAAAGGACCAGUCGAGGAGAAGCAUGCUCCGGAUCAGACGACGAUUGCAGAAUUCUUUAAAGCAUCGGGAGGAAGCACGUUGAAGGAAGCGACACGAGUGGUUAAGCGCCAGAAGCCUACAGAUAGAAUAUAUCUCUGCGAUGUAAAAACUCGAGGAGCAAAGACCUUACCAUCUGGUGCAGCGUUCCGACCUACGAAGAUGCAAUUGAUGUUAUAUCACCGGAUGAUAUCAGAUCUUGCUACUGGUGCAGUGGAUUUCGCCAUCUUCACUGAUCGAUAUAAACUCGAUCCUAACAAGGUCUUUUCGGAUGCACUUAUUGCUCAAGUCGGAAGUUUGAAUGUUAUGUCUCCUCCAUCAACCCAGGAGUCAUCAAAUUCGGAAAGUCCACCCCAAGACGACAUGACCAUCCUCCUCGAACACAACACCCUCUCCGCUCUCUGGACCUUCAUGAUCUCGGAAUUCCGCACCACAUUCCCCGACGGCAGUAACUCUAUCGGCUCCAUCCUGAAAGCAGAAUAUCGAUCCCGAAAUGCGGGCGAGGUUAUGGGCAGCAAGACCUUUGCGAUGGAUGAGCAGGAAUUAACGAAUUACGUCGAGGAUGAAAUGAAAUGGUGGAAAGGAGAACGAGAAACUAAGGGUGUAGCGGUGGAAGAGGCGUAUAAAUGUAGAAGUUGCGAGUUUGCGGAGGGAUGUGAGUGGAGGAUGAAGAAGGUUGAUGAGGCGGUUAAGAAGUCGAGGUCGAGGGUUAGGAGUGUGGUGUGA